AGUACACAAACAAUUCACGUUAUCGUGCCAACGAUCGUACGAGAGGUGUGUGUGCUUAGCUGAGUGUGAGUGUGUUUAGCGUACCCUAACUUUUUCAAUAAGGUCAUGCUUUCUGGUGAGUAACAACGCUUCCUAGGAUAUUUCGCAACGUUUUGUAAUAUCUCAGAUCUCUGCAGGAUAAAACUUAUAACAAAAUAUGAAAUGAAUAUCGUUAUUUAAUUAUCAAACAGACUCGUCCUAUGAUACAAUAAAUGAAAAUACAGAACUGAGUUAAAACAAACCUAGACUGUUCCAAGAAGAGGAACUCGCCAGGGAACUGACAUAGUAGUGGAGGUUAUACCAUGAAAACCACUCUAUGGACUUUUUUCGCACUGGCUAUGGCUCUCUUUUCUAUAAAUGUGACAGCUUCAGAAAUGUCUGUAACAUCAAGGGUUCGACGUGAAAUCAAUGAAGAACAUUGCGGGAUCAGACCAACAGCUCCAAGGAUUAUUAAGGGACGAAUAUCAAUACCUCAUUCUUGGCCGUGGAUGGUCGGAAUUUUUCAAGUAGAUCCUCUCCUUUUCAUUUGUGGUGGAACUAUUAUUAAUAAAGUCUCCGUUGUCACUGCCGCCCAUUGUCUUGUGACACAGUCUGGAAACAGACAGAAUUCUUCCAUUGUCGUAAGAGUUGGAGCUCAUGACAUAGACAAUUCGGGCAUCGACUAUCAUGUAGAUAAGAUUAUUGUUCACCAGGACUACAAAUACCGUUCACAAUACUACGAUAUUGGUUUGAUUUUACUCUCGAAACGAAUCGAAUAUAACUACAAAGUACGGCCUGUCUGUAUUCCUGAGUUGAACAAGUUGAACGUGAACUUAAACAAUAAGGAGGUCGUUGUUAUUGGUUGGGGUGUUACUGAAAGAGGUAGUGAGAAAUAUAAUGUUCUACGUGAACUGGAGUUGCCCGUAGUUACAAACGAACUGUGCAACAAGUCUUAUCAAACCAUAUCAUUCUCCGGCCUCAACCGAGGAAUCACUGAUGAUAUGAUUUGUGCUGGAUACCAGGAAGGAGGAAGAGAUUCUUGUGAGGGCGACUCUGGUGGUCCUCUGAUGUAUCAUGAUCCAACAACAGGAAGAGUCGAAUUAGUGGGAGUUGUAUCAUUUGGGUUCGGAUGUGCUCGUCCCAA
This is a messenger RNA of Limulus polyphemus (Atlantic horseshoe crab), 1162 nucleotides long. Its product is annotated as clotting factor B-like. Lineage: Eukaryota; Metazoa; Arthropoda; Merostomata; Xiphosura; Limulidae. Gene Ontology annotation, biological process: proteolysis. The transcript has 7 exons. The record is from RefSeq and is a predicted model, not a curated record. Gene Ontology annotation, molecular function: serine-type endopeptidase activity. The annotation marks the transcript as partial.